UGGGAUUGUUGCGGCGCAUUCGGAGCAGACGACUGGAACCUCAACAUCUAUUUUAACUGCACGGACACCAACCCCAGCCGAGAGAAAUGUGGGGUCCCCUUCUCCUGCUGCACCAAGGACCCUGCGGUAAGGAACUCUCACAGGGGCUAGGGAGGGUUGGUCAGAGACAUGGGUCAUGGGGUUCGACAAGUCAAGUCUGACAUUUUAAAGUGGAAAUUACAAACUUUAGAAGCCUUUUUUAACCUCAACUACACUACAAGUUUGCAUUUCCUACUGUGCAGGAAAAUUCUCUGCAACAAAAGAGUGGUCAAAUGAAGAUCAUACAUCUGUAUACAUUGAAAUGAAUGAGUACUGUAGUCACUGAAAAUACAGAUUUACAUGGUUUUCCAGUAUUUGGUUAGUGCCGAUGACAGUAUCUAUGAGACGGCAAAACCCAUUUCUCAGACUGGCACCAAAGUUAAGGGUGCCAACACACUGGGAUUUUGUGUCCGAGACUUUCAGAUAGAGCCAAUACUUUUUAAUUGGGAGUCAUCCGUUGCCGGCUGAAUGACAACGGAUGAUGAUUGUCCGACCAAAAAACGGUCCAUCUUUUGAACAGGAAAUGGUCAUGUGUGUCAGUGGUAUUAUCAGUGGUUGUCAGGGUUAUGAUGACAGUUGACAUCUGCUUUUUCUGAUAACACUUCUAUUUCUCUUCAUUAGGAGGAUGUGAUAAACACACAGUGCGGCUAUGACGUACGAGCCAAAACGGUGAGUGCUGUUCCAUUUCUCUCCUCUUUCCCUCUCUACCGCCUUCCUUUUUCCUUCUACAUAUUUCCUUGAUAUAGUUAGUGGCCUUUAUUAUGAUGGCGUCUAAGAGAUAUUUCUGAGAAUAUAGAAAGUCAAAUUAUAUUAUAAAAGGGUUAUAUAAUAAAUGAUCACAUAUGGUUGUAUAUGCCAUUUGCAGGCUAACGAGCUCCCUCUAAUAAACAUGUUACUGUCCCUUGUUGUAGGACGCAGAACAGAAGACCUACAUCCAUGUGAAAGGCUGCGUGCCACAGUUUGAGAAGUGGUUACAGGACAACCUGACAGUAGUGGCUGGGAUCUUCAUAGGAGUUGCGUUGUUACAGGUGAGAGAAACAUUUAUUUCACUACUUUCAGCCUAUUGUAGAAAGGGCCAGCUACUCUCCGAUUCAGAACAUUAACUUGUCUCAGCAGGGUGACAAGGUGUUGAAAGCGUUCCACAGGGAUGCUGGCCAAUGUUGACUCCAAUGCUUCCCACAGUUGUCAAGUUGGCUGGAUGUCCUUUUGGUGGUGGACCAUUCUUGAUACACACAGGAAACUGUUGAGUGUGAAAAACACAGUAGCAUUGCAGUUCUUGGCAUAAACCGGUGCGCCUGUUCAAAGGCACUUAAAUAUUUUGUCUUGCCCAUUCACCCUCUGAAUGGCACACAUACACAAUCCAUGUCUCAAGGCUUAAAAAUAUUUAUUUAACCUGUCUCCUCCCCAGAUUGAAGUGGAUUUAACAAUUUACAUCAAUAAGGGAUCAUAGCUUUCACCUUGUCAGUCUGUCAUGGAAAGAGCAGGUGUUCAUAAUGUUUUGUACACUGUGUAUAUGCUAUAAGUAUUGUAGAAGAGCAGAGAAGCUUGCAUGUGACUCAGUCACUGGUUACUAUGGCUGACCCUGUAAAACAACACAUUUCACUGCAACUAUCCAGUGUAUGUGACAAUAUAAACAUUUAUACACUGAACAAAAAUAUAAUUGCAAAGUAAAGUGUUGGUCCCAUGUUUCAUGCAUGAGCUGAAAUAAAAGAUCCCAGAAAUGUUCCAUAUGCACAAAAAGCAUAUUUCUCUCAAAUGUUGUGCACAAAUUUGUUUACAUCCCUGUUAGUGAGAAUUUAUCCUUAGCCAAUAUAAUCCAUCCACCUGACAGAUGUGGCAUAUGAGGAAGCUAAUUAAACAGCAUGAUCAUUACACAGCUGCAAUAAAAGGCAGUGUGCAAAGCUGUCAUCAAGGCAAAGGGUGGCUACUUUGAAGAACACUUAUUUGGUUACUACAUGAUUCCAUAUGUGUUAUUUCAUAGUUUUGAUGUCUUCACUAUUAUUCUACAAUGUAGAAAAUAGUAAAAAUAAAGAAAAACUCUUGAAUAAGUAGGUGUCCAAACCUUUGACUGGUACUGUAUAUUUCUAUGCUAAUGAAAACAUCAUUUAAUUACAACAGACAUCACAUUCAUAAUUAUCUUUCUUUUACAGAUAUUUGGAAUAUGCUUGGCACAAAACUUAGUCAGUGACAUCGAAGCUGUGAGAGCAAGCUGGUGAGAAAAAUAUCAAAUACUUCAAAUUAACGUCUCUCAAGUUCAUUCUAUCACAUCUUAUGUAUUUCCUCAUUCCCUACAACUUUUUAUUAACUGGAUUCAUUAUUGAUUUUGACACUCCAUAGACAUAGCAGCAUUGAAAAUCUAAGUGUGCCACCAUGUAGACUAAACUUGCACUACUACGUCAUGGAAAUCCUUUGACGAGGGAAUUUGGAAUCACAUUUUCAAAACCAGACAGUAUUUUAGAAAAAGUGCUUCAUUAUAUUUGGCAUAGAAUGAAGUAAGAAGAUAUUGCGCCAUAUGUAUCAAGCUUCUGUAAAUGUAACAAUGGUGAAAGACAUUUUAGAAAAUGGUGGAAUUGAACUCCUACUCUUAAAAUGAAGAAAGAAGUUCAACAGUAUUGAUGAUUGUAACCACUAAAUCUGCAUUUUACAAGGUUCUUACUAGUUUUUCAAAUACAUAAUCAGCCUAGAUCCAGAGUAUAACUUUUAUGUGUAGUUUCUUUGACUUUGCUCUGGUACCUAACUUAACCUCCUAGUUUGAAUGAGUCAUUUCGCAAAGGUUCUGCGCUCUGCCACUCCUAGCUGGCCACUCAGCUAGGAGACAGAAGCACAGCACCCCCCCCACUCACUCAUGCCAACCCCCACGUCCACAUCCCUGGCAGGGUAGCUGUGUCACAAUGCCACUUUGUCACACCAUCGCCAUGCCAACUCACGCUUCAUUUUUCCUCCCCCAUGCUUCGUCAGAGUGCCCCCGCCCUCUCUCUCUCCAUGCACCGCCCCCCCGCCUCACUCUGGAAAGAAAGGGUCUGCAUACUACGCGUGAGGAACGUGCUUGCGAGCGUGUAUGAACUGUAGCCGGUGGGUGUUGUUGUUGUCCUCCGUAUGAACUGUAGCCGGUGGGUGUUGUCCUCAGUGAAUCAGUAGUAGUCACUGUGUAGUGAAUGAUUUACCACAGCCCAGACCCUGCAAGACCCCCUUUUCAUUGAUAACAGUCUGUUAACAUUAAUACAAAGUAGCCCCAGAUCAGUAUCAGGGAUUACAACUCUGGCAGGGACAUUAGGAUUAUAGAUCGAUUGUGUUUUAUUUGGCCCCCCAAGUUUUCUGAGCAAAAAAAAAAAGAACAUUUUUCAUUGUUGGGCAUAAGACUGUAAAAACACCAGGAAAUCAGCUCUUAAGUGAUUUUAAUUUAGGAAAUCUGUUCCCAAGUAUUCCCACGCAUAAUAGAGGGACAUAUGUGAUCGUAUACAAAUAAUAAUAGAUUGGAUUUAUAUAGCGCUUUUCUACCAACUGAUGUACUCAAAGCGCUUUACAUAGUAGGGGGAAACUCACCUCAUCCACCAUCAAUGAGCUGCACCCACCACAGUGAUGCAUGGCGACCAUUUUUGUGCCCGAACUCUCACCACACAUCAGCUAUCAGGUGGACAGGUGAGGAGUGAUAUAUGCCAAUCAGGAAUGAGGGGAAUUUAGCCAUGACACCGGGGUGAACACCCCUACUCUUACAAUAAGCGCCAUUGGGAUUUUUAAUGACCACAGACGUAAAAUCCCCCAUUUUUAACGUCCCAUCCGAAAGAUGGAACCCUACGCAGGACAAGGUUUGAAAUGAUUGUUUUAGUCAAAUAUUAUAUCCGUUUAGGCUUCUUGCUGUCAAUUGGUAGUCUAAAAAUAUAUUUUUGUAUUAUGUUCUGGCCCCCGACCAUCCGCUCAAGAAAAAGAUUGGCCCGCGGCUGAAUCUAGUUGAUGAUCCCUGACGUAUACCAUUCAUAUGGGUAUGUGAACCAAAAUGUCAGGCUAAGAUGGAGGCUUAACUAGCUCACUGUUGGUGGCAGUCUGCCAAUAGAUUUAAGGACAUGACCCAUUUCCUUCACCCAUCAGUUCAACCCAGAUCCUGUAGUAAUGAAGAAUGGAAACAGUUUCAGAAUAAUGCCCAACUUCCCUCAGAUCCCUCGGCCACUGAUGCCCUGAGCCAAGCCAUCACUCUUUGCCUCCCUGCCCAAUUCCCACCAAAUGUAUCCACCAGGGGUGUAUUCAGGAUGCAUUACAUGUUCACCGAAAAUUCAAAUGUAAAUUGAAUUUAACAUGUGGUUCCAGAGUAUUGUGAACACUAUUGAAUAUGCAGCAGAGUGGGACUGAAAAACACUUGAUAACAUUUGACAACUUCAGGCAUUCUGAAUGCACCACCUCCCUGGCUUUGCUCUUAUGUAAUAAAAGGAACACGUUUUAAACCUUCCUUUUUCUUUCUGUGUAGUUUAUUUACCUGAUGUCGCGGCCCGUCUUCACCCAGGAACGCACA
This is a messenger RNA of Coregonus sp. 'balchen', 4582 nucleotides long. Lineage: Eukaryota; Metazoa; Chordata; Actinopteri; Salmoniformes; Salmonidae. The record is from the annotation of a GenBank genome assembly.